AUGGUGCAGCGGGUUUCGAGGUCCUCCGGGCGUAUUCUCCUUGGCCUUUGCAGCAGGCCAAUUGCAACCCGCGCCCCCUUACUCGGCCGCGAACCUGUCGGCCGACAAUAUGCUGUUGCCAGCACCACGCAUGCUGGUGCAACGGCAGCACCAACUCAGUACUCGCCUGCGACAAAACCCCCGAGCGCGCGACCGGCCGAGACCAGAAAAAGCCAAAUGAUCCGAACCUACACAUCUCUACUACGCACGACGCCCUUGAUCCUCUUCUUUCAGCACAGCAACCUGACAGCUGUCGAAUGGGCUGCUGUGCGAAGAGAGCUUAAAAAGGCCGUAUCAGCGGUUCCCUCUACGAUCGCCGGGCCAGAUGGACAACCGAUGGAUAUCAGCGGCCGCGUGCAGCUGCAGGUGUUGAGGACAAAUAUGUUUGACGUCGCCCUCAAGAUUGUCGAAUUCUACAACCCGGAGGCUGCCGCGGCUAUGGGCACCACUGCGCGCACUGCGAGAGGUCCGAUUGUUCACGAUCUAUCCGAGGCGGCAUACCAGGCCAUCCACAGGGCCGAGGCGGCUCCCGAAUCAGCCUACAGCCAAAUAGAGCCGCUAAUGGUAGGCCCCGUUGCGGCACUCGUCAUGCCAGCAGUGUCGCCCGCGCACCUUGCUGCUGCACUCAGCAUCCUAUCACCAGUCCCUGGCAGUUUCCCAGCACCGACGAGAAAGAAGAACCCCGGCUACCAUGACCCUAUUUGCCAGAACGGCCUCGCCAAGUUGAACCUGGUUGGCGGCCGCAUCGAGGGCAAGGUCUUUGAUCAGGCCGGCGUCAACUGGGUUGGCGGUAUUCCAGGCGGCCUGGACGGCCUGCGUGCUCAGUUGGUUCAUGUCUUGCAGAGCGCUGGUCUUGGUAUCACUGCCACGCUGGAGGGAGGUAGCAAAAACUUAUGGCUGGCUUUGGAAGGCAGAAAGGAGCAGCUCAAAGAGGAAUAG
Messenger RNA from Akanthomyces muscarius, 978 nucleotides. RefSeq lists its product as uncharacterized. Gene Ontology annotation, cellular component: mitochondrial large ribosomal subunit. Gene Ontology annotation, biological process: translation. NCBI's taxonomy places the organism in Eukaryota, Fungi, Ascomycota, Sordariomycetes, Hypocreales, Cordycipitaceae. The record is from RefSeq and is a predicted model, not a curated record. Gene Ontology annotation, molecular function: structural constituent of ribosome. The coding region runs from base 1 to 978 and encodes 325 amino acids. The transcript has a single exon.